GAAAAUCAUUUUGUAUUUUGGUCGUUUUUCGCGGCAUAUUUAGUUUAAGUGUUGCACUUUAAAAAUGUAAUGUUUUGUGAAUAAUUUAGUUUACCUGAAGUGUUGAACAUGGAGAAAAUUAAUGAAGCUGCAUCCCAGUAUCAGUUUCCAGGACAAAUUUCAGGCAGUGCGGACAAGAAGCAGUCUAUCCUGAAGCUGCCAAAGCGAUUGCCGCUGCAGCCACUGUGCUUUACCACUAGCGAAGAUGAGGACACCGCGACCUCCACUAUGACCUUGCCGCAUAAUCGCAGAGUAAGCUUCUCGGUGGGCCUGCAGAUCAAAGAAUUUCACAAAGAUACUGAAGGCAUCACAGAAGGUUGGGGAUCAUCAUAUGAAGAGUCUCUGAGAUCUGAUUCCACUCGUUCCUCUGAGAGCAGCUCGAGCUGCAAUGGAUCUUUGGUACAAUUGCACCAGAAAUCAUCCCAAAGAAGUCAGCUGAUGCUAAGCAUGCUCACGGGAAGAGAAUCUGCUAUGUGUGGAAUGUCAGCCAUUGCACAAGAUCCUCCUUCAACAAUAGUAAAAAGGCAGGAAAUGAGUUACCAACAAAUUGGCAGCAGAAGAAUGUGUGAAAUGAAAAGUACUGUUUUCCAGAUUGGUGCAGCUGGGAAAUUAUCAAGGUCAAGCACCUUACCUGUAAGAGGUGGCAGUAAGGGGCUGACUUCUGGUAGGAUCAAUGCUCAGUUCGCAGGUGACUCUUCCAACACCAGCUCAGGACUUGCAAACUUGUGGCAGGAACAUGUUAAAAGUUCUCAUGCCACCAUGGCUCCUGAAGAUGGUUACAAACCCGCUGAACGGGGCGGAUUGGACAAUGUUGUUGAGUUGUCAGAUGUGUUAGGACCUUCUGAGCCAUCAGAGAGCAAACCAAGAAGUUGUCUGUUUUCACCGUCUGUCAAAUAUUCACAAAGGGUCAGUAGAAUACUUGAUGGUGUUUAUACAUCUAAUGAACACACUUUGUUUGAAAAAUUAAGUGAGGAUGUAAAGGAAGAAACUAGUGUGUAUUCUUCUAGUAUUAGUGAGGAUAUACCAUGUUCGUCUCCUAGACAAAACUGUAGACCUGUAGCUUCUGUUCAACCAACGGGUGAAGAGGACAGAGAGAUUUUUUUUCCUGUCCUUACGCCACACAUUAAAUUGAGAGCUCCUCAGGUUCAAAGUGUUAUGGACUCUAACCCAACCACCACAGAGGGUCAAAGUAAAGUGGAUAAUAGCAGCAGUCUGUUGUGCGGUGAAGGUGUGAGCAUUUCACAUUCCAUCCAUGACUGGGGAAAUGUGGAAAGUCAUAUCAGAAACAUGAACCGUAGCAAGGGAAACAUGAGCAUGGAACUAACGGAUGUGUUGCCUCAGUCACAGGUGAAUUGUGCAGAUAUGAGCCUCACACUCACCGACUGCAUGGAGCUGACGGAUGUGUUGCCUCAGUCACAGGAGAAUUGUAGGGAGAUGAACACAUCACUCACUGACUGCAGGGAGCUGACUGAUUUGUUGCCUCAGUCAAAGAAGAAUUGUGGGGAGAGGAGCGUUACACUCACUGAUGGAAUGGAGCUGACAGAUAUGUUGCCUCAGUCACAGGUGCAUCGUGUGGAGAUGAACACAACACUCACCGACUGCAUGGAGCUGACGGAUGUGUUGCCUCAGUCACAGGAGAAUUGUAGGGAGAUGAACACAUCACUCACUGACUGCAGGGAGCUGACUGAUUUGUUGCCUCAGUCAAAGAAGAAUUGUGGGGAGAGGAGCGUUACACUCAUUGAUGGCAGGGAGCUGACAGAUAGGUUGCCUCAGUGUCAGGUGCAUCGUGUGGAGAUGAACACAACACUCACCGACUGCAGGGAGCUCAUCGAACCCAUUCGCAAUGACAUAAGAGACACAAGAGAAGCUAAGAUGUUGCUGGACGUCUUCCGGGGUGUUCCCAAUGCUUCACUGGGUAACCCUGAGACAAUUGACAGCAGUGCAGUUAAUGACAGCUUAAUGAGCAUGGAGCUCACUGAAACACACAAAAACUUAGUAUCUUUCCUUUCAGAGCCUGAUUUCCGUCCAUUUAAUGAUAAUCACCCCAGUGUGGGAGGUGUAGCCAGUCCGGCUAUAGUUGCAGGCUCAUCUAACACUUCAAGUGAUUGUCCUGCAGGCAGAAAUGAAAUACCACUGCUCACUGGUGAUGACAGUGCUGCUUUGCUGCUCUCAGGGUCUUUGGAUGACAAGGGCCAUGGACAAAACCAUAGAGACAUCAAUUUGGAAAAUUCCUUAAAAGAAAACUAUGGUGAUGCAAGGGAAUUUCAAGGUAGCAAAGGCAUUUUUAUAAGGCAAAUUGCUGAUUCAGCAGAAUUGCCUAGGAAAAAAUUUAAGUCAUCUAAUGUGAAAACAGAGAAUGAAAUUGUCAAUCUGAUUGUACCUAAAGGGCAGAUAUUAGACUCUUCAUAUGGUGUUCCAAAGCAAGAUAAAAGCAGCUUGCCGUUGGCAAGCAGCGAUGUCUCUGCCUUUUGGCAGUCGCAUACAAACCAGAGCGACACUAAUUUUGAAGACAAUACCUCGAGGUUACUUGCUGCUAAGAUAUGCAUUGAAGGCUUGGAGCGAUAUGGGGAGUCAGCACACAUCAAUGAUUCUUCCAGUGUUCAUUUGACCAAUAUGGUGACUGGAAGCAACCAGGACAGCGAAAUACUGCAAGAAGUGAAUCUUAAAGAUGAUGUGGAUGCUUCAAAUGAUAAGGUAGCAGUCACUGGAGAUGCAUAUCAAAGCAGUAGCUGUGAUCAGAGUAUUCUUGCUAAGAAAGACGUAGGUUGUCAUUUCACACCUCAAGAACGUAAUGUGGUUGAUGAGGUUCAGUUUUUGAGGGAACAUGAAACUCAAGCAUCUUCUGAAGGUAUUGUUGAAAAGUACGAAAAUCUUCACUCAGCUGAAGUCUGCAGUAGAACCAUUAACAGUGAAGUACAAGUCAACGUAAAUCAUUCAGUGUUUACUGAAGGUACAGUAAACCCUCUGUCUUUCUCUAAUCAUCAGGGCAUUGAUUCUGCGGAAACUGCCUGUGUACAGACUGCGUCCAGGCACUUCACAGGCAGUAAAGACCACUUGAGGUCUGCUGACUUAAACUGCAACAGUGCUAGUGUAACUCAUGGUGAUGCUUGCAUAGAAAAUGUGAAUGUUAUGGAACAAAUGGGUGUGACUUGUAUGAAUGUCCCGAAAAGUUUAAUAGAUUCUCAGUUAUCUCUUGUUAGAAACUAUGAUGUUAUUAAUCAAGAAGGAAAUGGAACACCUUGCUCUUCACUUGUGUGCAGUAAUACAAGUGGUUUUAUUCAAAAAUUCAAAUUUUCAAGUGAUUUGCAAAUUGUGGACCCAAAAAGUAAUUCUGGCAGGGAAAAUAUUGAAAGAAUUCUUAUUGACAGUAAAUUAAAAUGUCAAACAUUUAAAAAACCUGAUAGUGGUGACAUAAAAAGUGGCCUAUUAAAAAACGUCAUUACUUUGUGUUCUGAGGAGUCCCACACAAUCACUAAAAUGUCUCGAGACUGUAGUGAUAGGACUAUUGGCAAAGAGAAUGUGAAAGAUACUGAUGAGUCACUCACAAACACAAAUUAUAAACCUGGUGGGGAAAAUGUGGAUGAUGUUGAGAUGCCUCCAGAGUGUUCCAAUCACGUAUCUUCUGCAGACACUGAUUCAGGAGAUGCGGGUAAUGCUUUACCAGUUGGCAUCAAGGAGAGUGACAGAAUGGGAACAGUGAGUGCGAGCAUGAGUUCUGACUCCCUGGUGACUGAUGUUCAUACAAGAAGCCUGACUCCAGAGGCGAGUCAGAGUAGAUGCUUGGCACCAGUCAGUGUCAUUGCCGGACCUUUAUCUGAGAAUGCAGGUAGUGUAGUAGAAGUUGUACUUCCACUCACAGUUAUUGUUGAGUCACUGUCAAAGUGUGAACAAAGUGGAACCAGCAUUGCAGUUGAUGAAGAAAGAUUAAAUCUGCAGGCGUUGAGAAGCAGCAAAGGAGAUAUAGAGACUGAAUGUGCUUGCGUACCUCAACAGGAACUGAUUAAUUAUAAUGGUGUGGGUGUCAGCAAGGUUAAUGGAAGAUCAUGCGACAGCCCGACUAGGAGUACCGGAGAGACUAGCAAUGAUGAGAAUGAUGGUAAUUUGAGUAUAUGUGAUUCAUCUAUCAUGGAAGACUUUGACCUCGGAGAGUUUCCAGAUCAGCAGAAUCUCGUGAUGUCUAUGAGAUCCAGUCAACGUUGCUAUCCUGAAAAUGAAAUUAUGGACUGUGUGCUAGUAAGCACCACCACCAGCGAGGGAGAACCACGUGGUAAACUUGCUCUGCAGGGAAGUGUUGCUGAAGGUGCUAACCUUGCCAGGGAAUGUGAUGAUUUUUUCAUGGCCGUAAGAGAAAAUGAUUGCACCAUAAGUGAUGUCCUGUGUAGUAAAAACAACUCAGUUUUAGUCGAAAAAGACACUGAAAUGAGGGAAACAGAAACAGCAAGUUUAUUCGUAGAGAGAAUAUCAGGUGAUGCAAUGUUGAGUGAGUUGAAUGUUUGCACCGAUCCGGAAUCUGCAGCAGAGCCAGUGCGUGAGAGGCCAACUGGCACUCUUGAGUCUCGUGCCAGCGAAGUGCUGGCAGCUGCCUGCAGCUCGCCCGGCAGCUGCCGCAGGGGAGGUGACCACAUCACGCACUCGUCUGGAACGGUGUCCGCCAACACCAGCUGCACGUCGGACUCUCGACACACUUCUUCACGCCAGCUCCAUUGCACGCCUCAGCAUUUUGGCGCUGUAAAAGAUUUCCUGGAAGAACUUUCCAAAAGUGAAGAUUGUGUAUGGACCAUAAAGAAAAUGGAUGAGGAAGAAUGGGUCUUCCAGUUUCUCUUCUCAUCCCUAGAAUUGGUCUUGCAGCUUGAAACAGAGAACCAGCAGUCACCGUCCAAGUACAGAACUGUUACCGAUGUGCACCUGAAGUCUCGUUUAACAGAGAAAACUGAUCAACUCGCCCAUCUGGUUCAUUACAUCAUUCUCCGAAAAUUCCCAGUGGACACCUUGAGAAGUUUGUGCAUCACGGUAGAAGAUGUGCCACGAAUUUUGCAUCAUCUUUCCACUGAAGUAGACAACAUGACCAUUUUUAUGUUGGAGUUUGAUAUGUAUGAAAAAAAAGGAAAACUUUGUUUGAAAGACAAAUGUGUGACUAUGAGGAUACCUAACUUGGAACUGCUGGUUCUGCUCGAAGUUACUGUAGACCUGACUAACUGGGGAGCCCUCUGCAAGGCGGACGUUUCAGCCAGGGCCUUGAUUGGAUCCGUCAGGGAAGAAGACAUCCAAAAGUUGGCGUGCACAGUUGCACAAGGUGGAAACUUCUUGAGCCAGUUUCUUCUAACUAUCGAUGAUUACCUGCAACACCUGGCAACAUUACUGAAAUAAUUUACGUACUGACAACAUCGUGGAAUCCAGUAUCUAAUGUUUGUACCCCAUUUUUUUUUUUUUUUUUUUUUUUUAAAAUUUUGUAUGAAGAUGGCAAUACAUUCAGAUAGUUCAGUGUUUGUUAUAAAAGUCUGUCUCUUUUAAUGUUACGAAUACUUCUUUUUAGGACUGUGGGAAUAUUUUAAUUUUCCAGUACAAAUAUGAAUAAUAAACUAUUUGUAUUCUAUUUUACCUUGAAUACUAAAUAUUCAUUUGCUUACGAAUAUUUGAAUAGCAUACCCCGUGAGUUUGUUAUAUACCAACAUUCACUGUUGAGAUUGGUCAUUUGUGUGAUAUAAAUACCUUUUUUUUUUAAUUUCCAAUGGGACUUCAUAAUCAAAAACAUGAACAAUAAUCAACAUUUUAAACAUGCAACAAGUAUUCAAAGUUUUUUUCUCUACUAUCUCGCUAAACAGUUAAAGAAUUUUUUUUGUAUUCAUUUUGUCAUACACACCAGAAGUGAGAAAAAAUAAAUAAACAUUAACAAUUAUGAAUUACACCACCACAAAACACAGACACUACAUUGCAAUGGUCAUUAAAAGAAGUAAACGUCAUAGUUUCAACAGCGUAUAAAUUGAUCGUCACAAUUGAUCUAUCACCAUGUAGUACUGUAGCAGCUUACUUGCUGUAUGUAUCUAUGAUGCGAAUCAAAAAUAUAUUUAAAAAAAAAAGUAAAUAAUGGUUUCGGAUGUCAGAUGGAAUCAGCAGAAACAGUAUUUAUAAUAAUAUUGCUGAACUAAAAUAAAAUUUACUUGGCUGCCUUAACAACGUAAACUCAUGAAUAACUAGGGUUUAAAUAUGUAAAUAUGAUCUCAUUUAAUAACACAUUUUGGAAUUCAGCAUUUAAAAUAAAUCAAUUAUGUGUGAAAAUGAUUGCAUCAUAAAGUAUUUUGCAGUUCACAAAAAUUUUAUGGUUCAAUAUGUAGAGUAGCAUGUUCCAGAAAAUAAGGCGAGUAGGAACUGAAAUGAAAUAUUGAUUGGUUAAGUUAGCUGCAUAAUUUAAAAUACAAUUUUUUUAUUUCAUAAUUGAAAUAUUUCAACAAAUUUUUUUUUAUAAAUUAUUGUAGCUGACUUAAACUAACCAACUUUUCUCUUUAGUAUUAUUUGUCCAAUUUUUCAGAAGUUGUUAACUUGGUAUUCAUAUUUGAUUCAAACUAAAAAAAACUUAUAUUCUCACAGGCCUACUGUUUAUGCAACAAGAGAUAAAGAGUAUAUUUAAAUUUUAGUAUUGCCUAUGUAACAAAACCUGUAUAUAUGUUAAUAAAUGUGACAAAUUAAUUUUAUUAUUAUAAAAAUUGUUAAGCAUUAUUUUUUUGUAAUGAAAAUAUUAAAAUGGCAAUGUUAAAAUUA
Bacillus rossius redtenbacheri is the source of this 6795-nucleotide messenger RNA. RefSeq lists its product as uncharacterized. The transcript has 10 exons. Lineage: Eukaryota; Metazoa; Arthropoda; Insecta; Phasmatodea; Bacillidae. The coding region runs from base 109 to 5406 and encodes 1765 amino acids. The record is from RefSeq and is a predicted model, not a curated record.